AUGCAUUUCUUCACUUUUGCUGCUACUGCAGCGGCAUUGGCUCCUUAUGUGUCUGGCUUGGACAUCUUGCUCGGCAACGAUGACGGUUUUGCGUCUGCCCAACUCCGAGAAACUUACAGACUAUUGAAGAAGGAAGGGCACAAUGUCGUCGUCGUGUCCGAGGCCGACAACCAGAGUGGUCAAGGUGGCCGAGCAGUCUUCACGAACAGAAACACUCUUCAGCAAGAUUCGGAGUAUGGGCUCAUCAAAGCUGGAGCUCCAUCUAUUGGCAGAGAUCCAAUGGACCAAAACAUCUGGUACUACAACGGCACUCCCGCUGCAACAGCCUUCGUCGGCCUCGACUACGUCCUCCCCAACUUCACCAACUUCACUGAACCCGACCUCGUUGUCGCAGGCCCCAACUUUGGCCUCAACCUCGGUCCCUUUUUGUACACUCUCUCCGGUACUGCAGGCUAUACGUAUGCCUCCGUAGGCAGAGGCUAUCCAGCUAUAGCCUUCAGCGGCGGGAACAGCGAACAGCGUUCUUAUCAAUGGAUGAACAAAACUACACCUUCUGGCCAUCCGGAUCCUGCUACGAUUCAAGCUCAGCUCGCUGUCAAAGUCAUUCAAGCUCUUGUGAAAAACACGAAGCGCGGUGAACGGCUAUUGCCAUUGGGCUAUGGAAUCAGUGUCAACACGCCUUUCAUCACCUCUCUCACGAACGAUUCUUGCGUUGAUCCGACAUUCGUUCAGACCAGAUUGACUGGUGGGGCGGAUUAUGAUGUUGCGGUGUUUAACCAGACCUCGGGACUGUUCAGGUAUGAGAACAUUGUGCCAGCUGGGGGCAACGUUUGUAUCAAUGGAGAUUGUGAUUUGCCGGGAGAGACGGAGGUGCUGAGCUCGGGCUGUAGGGCUUCCAUCAGUGUUUUUACGGUGGAUUAUGAUGCGCCAGUCGGGAAGGCGCAGGAGGAUGUGAGGCAUAAGUUUAAGGGGAUUGCGAAGGAGGGAAAGAAGGGACAUUACGUGAGGAGACAUGAUGCGGAGGAUGAGAGUAGGAAGGAGUGGAGUGCCAGGUGGAAUUUGCAAGGAUGA
Molecule: messenger RNA, 1071 nt
Organism: Cercospora beticola
Lineage: Eukaryota; Fungi; Ascomycota; Dothideomycetes; Mycosphaerellales; Mycosphaerellaceae
Molecular function (GO): nucleotidase activity
Source: RefSeq, a predicted model, not a curated record